UCCCUACUACCACUGAUGAUCCAAUUGUAGUGAAGACCACUACAAGUGGUAUCAGAGCGCUACGAUGGCCGCUGCAACAUCUAAAGUUUCACGAAUAGAAGCAUUAAUUUCAGUAAAAGAAGAUUUUCUUCAAAAGUUACUGAUGGAAAAGCACAACAGAUCGGAGUUUAUUAAAGCUUUUUGUGAUGAUUUUAUUGAAUUAUUCUGGGCUACAUGGAACAACAAUCAUCAGGGCAGAUCAACACCAAUUUUUGACGAUGAAAUCAGUGGCGUAGCUAUUGACUCGCAGGUAGAAACUGAUGUUGAGAAAGUAAUCGAUGAAAAACUUGAAGGAGUUCCUGUUGAUUUGAAUUCAGCUAGUAAUUUCACUCAACAAUCUUCAAUUCCACCAGUACCAGAUGAAGUUUUAGGUUCCUUUCCAACAAUAAACCGUUCUCACAUAUUUGAUGAAUCGAAGAUGAUCGAGGAUGAAAUUGUUUUCAAAUCGAAAUCAACUUCACUUGAUUCAUGUGAUUUGAGUUUAGUUGAAGGUAAUUUUCAAUCUACACCUAUAAUUGAUUUCAUUAGCGUCGAUGGAUCUAGCGAUGUUAAUGAGGUUCAGGAACACAAGACGUCUACAGUAUUUCUGGAUUACCAAGAAGGUAAGCCAUUCAAUUUGGGUAAUGAAUCUUGUGAUUCUGAUGUGGGUUUUCAAGUUAGAAAGGUUAUAAAUGGGGAGGUCAAGGGAAUCAGCUUGUUGAAUGAGUUCAGUGGAAAUACUUCUAGUCCUCUAGGAGUGGAGGAAAGUAAUUACAGACCUAAACUCAAAAUUGAAUUCUCUACUCUUGAUGGAGCUACAGAUUCAAUUCAGGAUUACAAGCAUCAUAUUUACACAGUUGAAGUGAAGAAGUACGAAAAUCCUUAUUACUUAAAGGAGUUAUUCUAUCUCCAAUGCCAAUUACACUGUCUGGAUUAUUCUUAUCUUCUGUGGGUCGGCGUUCGCUCCUUAUUCGAUCGUGCAUCUACUUGACGUUCUCUGGACCACUGAAUUGAAUUUUCAAUUGUCAAGGCUAGGUGGGUAUGGCUAUCCACAAGAUAUUUUUGAUGUAUAGAGUUUUAAGUGCGCAUUUCUUUCAACCGAUAUGAUGGCUGUCAUUCUUCAGGGGUUCUUAGGUAGCACAAAAUAUUUGCAGGUGUUUAAUUCAAGUGCAACAAGUGGUUCUAGUAGGUGGCUUGAGAAAUCUUCGCAGAGUGCUAUUCCUAGUAGCCCUAGAUAGGUAUUUCAAGGAGUGAAGGGUGUUAUGUUCAUGCGAAAUUGGAUGUAUGAAGAAACUGAAUUCACAUGUUACUUACAUUGCAUCUUAUGGUAUCAUGUCACUCAUGAAGAUUAUAAAAAGGAGUCGUGUAACUCAAAUUCUGCUUGUAGUAUGGAAAGCAGUUGUAUCGGCCUGUACCUAGCAGUGGGUGGCUGGACAAAUUACAAGAUAGGAUUGUGUUCAGGGACAGCAGUGGGUACUCUUAUUCUUGUUACUAUUCAGCAACACUUUAUUUGUAACAGUCAAAUGAAGACGAUUUUACAUCUUUAUAGUUGUGAAGUUUUUGGUAUGGGUUCUGGCCAGACUGAUUAUGGUGGUAAAUGGAAUGAGCUGGACAAUAUAUUAAGGACUCAGUUCUGGGUUAAUAUACUCAUUUCAGGUUCAGGUGGUGAUGGUCAUGGCAGGGCGAUAAUGUCAGAUCCUUCUUCAUACUUGGCUACAGAUUUUUAUUACCCCUUCUACUAUGUAACAUUUAUGAAUAUUUCAUUUCAUAAAAACUUAGAAGUGCGGAAUGUGAUAAUGUACAGACCUAGACAAGUGUUUCAGCCAUUAUCUCAAAACAAGUGGUGUCUUAGAGAAGUUGAACAAGAUGUUGUUGGGGUUACCAGGAGGAAUGAUCCACCUUGGUGUGGAAAUUCUCGUGAUACUUCAUUAUAUAUUGUUGGUAAAGCUAGGCGGAGAUAUAAUGAUGAGAGAGACGACUGCAUCCUAAUAACACUAGAUCUUCUGCACAAGUUCAGAGGUAAGGUUCUAUCUGCACAAUCUAUUAUAGACAGUGUGAGUUUUAUCAAUGGCUAUCAGGCCGCCACCUCAUCAAUUCUGUCAAUUAUGUUCCUUGUUGUUACGAUUGAGAAGGAUCACAGUUCUUUUAAUGCUCGAGAACAAGCUACAACAGCAGUGUUUCUCGUCCACCUUGCUUAUUUUCUACCUUCCAUCCUUGAGGACAAGGAUGAUUUGGAGGAGUGGGUAUUUGUCAUGAACCUACAGGAGGCAGACCAUCUUGGUUAUGGGCAGCCCUAUCUAGUUAUGCGCUAGGCGCCAUUAGUAGUUAUUCAUGUGAGUGGCUCGUGCUAUGCACGAGCGUAUUGUGUCAUCCAGCUUACAUAUAUGCA
Messenger RNA from Papaver somniferum (opium poppy), 2407 nucleotides. RefSeq lists its product as uncharacterized. The record is from RefSeq and is a predicted model, not a curated record. NCBI's taxonomy places the organism in Eukaryota, Viridiplantae, Streptophyta, Magnoliopsida, Ranunculales, Papaveraceae. The transcript is spliced from 2 exons. Bases 1281 to 2330 code for a protein of 349 amino acids.